AUGCACUUCUCUCGUACUUCCCUCAUCCUCUUCGCUGCUGGCCUCGCCAGUGCGCAGCUACCAAAUGUCCCCGGCUGUUCUCUGGAUUGCUUCGUCGCUGCUCUCUCCGCUGACGGAUGCUCAUCCUUAACCGACUUCGCCUGCCACUGCCAGAAGCCUGAACUCGUUUCGAACAUCACGCCUUGUGUGCAGAGCGCCUGCAACAUUGCCGAUCAGUCUUCUGUUUCCGUUGCUGUCGUCUCCCAGUGCUCUGCUGCCGGCCACCCAAUCUCUGUGCCCCCUGUUGGCGCUGCCAGCACCACAGCUUCGGAGACAGCCACCACUACGGAGUCAUCAACCCAGACCACAACUGGCACCUCAUCCACUGCCUCUAAAACCUCCUCCUCGGCAGCCUCUUCAACCCCCUCUUCCUCCUCGGCCUCUAGCUCACACCAUCACUCAUCUAGCUCUGCAUUGACCACUCGCACCUUGACGAGCACAGAACCAAGCUCUCAAUCUACCAGCGCCAGUGCUGCUGCAACUACCACUCUAUCCGGCAACGCUGGUUCCGAGAAGGCAAAUGUGGCAGGUGUUGUUGCCGUGGCGGCCGCUGCUCUCUACUUGCUGUAG
Molecule: messenger RNA, 609 nt
Organism: Aspergillus fumigatus Af293
Lineage: Eukaryota; Fungi; Ascomycota; Eurotiomycetes; Eurotiales; Aspergillaceae
Gene: cfmB
Product: GPI anchored CFEM domain protein
Source: RefSeq, a predicted model, not a curated record